This is a messenger RNA of Penicillium robsamsonii, 861 nucleotides long. RefSeq names its product PaaI family thioesterase. The transcript is spliced from 2 exons. NCBI's taxonomy places the organism in Eukaryota, Fungi, Ascomycota, Eurotiomycetes, Eurotiales, Aspergillaceae. Bases 1 to 861 code for a protein of 286 amino acids. The record is from RefSeq and is a predicted model, not a curated record.
AUGUUCCGUCAAUCUGUUCAAUCCCUUCGCAUUCCUUCUCCCUCCGUACUCCCUCCAUCGCGACUCCUUACCCGCAACUCGUUCUCCGUUGCUCCGAAGGGAUCUUAUAGCCGGUCCUACUCUACCGAAUCCACCUCUACUCACCCGUCACCCAAACCCCAGCGCUCCCGUCUCCGCCGUGUCAUCGGCUUCACCUCAAUCGCCGUCUUCGCAUUCACCGUUGGACUAACCUACCAAACCCAACUUACCCUCUCACGCAUAAUGGCCACCCCAACCGAAGAAGAGACCCUAACGGCCUUCAUCGCCGCCGAUCCUAUGUCCUCAAAAAUCGACACCACCAUUCGCACCCACCCCGUCGCAGAAGCCCUCCGCGCAAGACCAGAGUUCUCCGAAUCCCGCCCACACCUCACAAUUCCAGAGCCUCUGCGCUUACGGAACCUGACCGCCGGAACGCUGGCCGGACCUGGGAAGAUUGUCGUGCCGCCGUAUGUAUUCAGUGAGCGCGACGGCAAGUCCAUGGUCUCGCUGAUGUAUCUCGGCGGUGAUGUCUGUGGUCAUCAGGGGAUUAUUCACGGAGGUCUACUGGCUACGUUGUUGGACGAGGGUCUGGCGCGUUGUUGUUUCCCCGCACUGCCGAAUAAGGUGGGUGUUACGGCUAAUUUGAAUAUUGAUUACCGUGCUCCUGCUAUGGCGAAUCAGUAUGUUGCUCUCCGGGCUGAGACGGUCAAGGUGGAGGGUCGGAAGGCGUGGGUGGAAGGUCGGAUUGAGACUCUUCCUGUUGAUGGUACGGAGCCGGUUGUGUUGGUUGAGGCUAAAGCGUUGUUCAUUGAGCCUCGGCAAGCUGCUGUAAGUUGGGAUUGA